CUCUCAGUUCGGAUUUCCCAUGGAAGAAACCCCCUGCCCUCAGCUUCGCCUCCCCCAAAACCUCUUGAUCCGCUCCCAAAUUUCCUCUCUCCCUCUACACGAACCCUACCCCCAAAACGACCUCCGCCUCCAGUUCGACCUCCGCUCUCCAAAUCUCCUCUCUCCAGCUUUCCAAAUCCCCAAAUCUCCUCUCUCCAAAUCUCGGUUCGCUAUUGCCAUCACCUCCCGCUCCUCUCCGACUCCACCCCCGGCGCGUCGAGGCCCCGAACCCCAGUCUCCACUUCGUCGCUCACGGCGGCACCGAACCGCUCAGACUCGCAGUGAUUUCUCGCCGGACUCGCCGCGGCACCGCCCCCGAGCAACUCGCAGAGACCUCCGUCAGUGAUUUUUUAAUUUUUUUUUUGUGAUUUUAGGUUUUGUUGUUUCUUAUUUGAGACUCGAUUUCUUGGAUUGCUAUGCAGGAGAUCCAAGCUGAUCUUACAUUUCUUUUUUGAGUGCUGUAGUUUUGCAUCUUUUUGAGUUUGAAGCACUUGGAUGCAUAUUAUUUUCAACCGAACAGGUUCAUGAAGAGGUAAGAAUUUGAACCAAAAAAGUAGGGUCUUUUUCAAUAUUGCUUGGUCUAUAUAUCACCUUAUGUUGGUGUUGUAUACAAAGAUUUCAUUCAGUAGGCUUCUAAGAUUUCAAAUCCAUUUGAAAGAAAUUGACAGUCACUAACUUAUGAGGGGCUAAUACCUAAAAGUUGUAAUGAAAUGAUACUAAGUUGUGAGCUUAAGCCAGAAAUGGAAAACAUUCUCUAGCAUGUGGGACAAAGAGGUGUUAGUGUCUGCGGGUGAGUGUACUUGUGUGUGAGUGCCUGUGUUUGUAUCUUGUCGUUGCUGGGUGAAUUCUGGGACGGGAGGGCGAGGUGCAAGCAGGCAGUGUAUGGAUGUAUGAUUGUGUUGGAAUAAUCAACUUUAGCAUUUAUGGAGGUCACUUUGGAUGUCAGUGGUAUUCAUGUUUCACGGAUGAUGCAAUUUACUCCAAGGAAAUAGCUCCUUCAAGAACCUUCUGCAUUUAUGAAGAGGUUUAUAUACAAUUUCUUCUAGUUAUAAUGUAUUUUUGGCUUUACUACUUUAAUUAUGUUAAUCUCAAAUGUUGUUAUAAGAUAAAAGUUUUAAUCUGUAACCUAUAACACAUUGAUAAGUUCAAGAUAAAGGCAGUUGGUGCUACUAAUAGGCUUGGAUAAAUUGAGGCUCCUCGAGUGGAAGAACGGGCUCAUGGCUAUUCAGGAUAGAGUUGUAAACUGCCACUUCAAAGCUGGAUACAUUUAGGCUACCUUUGAGCCAUCACUUGGACAUAAAAUAUGCUGCCACCUCCACCAUGCCCCUAUCUUCCAUUGAAAUACAGUUUUGGAUGUAGAGGUCGAAAUGAUGCACAAAGCUGGUCUCAUUCAAGGGGGAUCACUGGAAAAUGCAAUGGUUUGCAGAGCAGCGGUGAUUCUGGUGCUAAUGUGAAGCGCCUUGAACAAGAAACUGAGAGCAAAAUCCUCCAGCUGAAGGAACAAUCAUCACGUGUCUCUCGCGAUGUGGGUGAUAUGCUCUUGAGGCAGGUCACAACCGUAAAGAAUUAGCUUUCAGCGUGUUUAUGGCUGUGAAGGAAUAUUCAAUAUAUUUAUGAAUAUAUGUAUGUGUUGUGAGGAAAUCUCUC
Asparagus officinalis (garden asparagus) is the source of this 1686-nucleotide messenger RNA. Its product is annotated as V-type proton ATPase subunit G1-like. Gene Ontology annotation, biological process: proton transmembrane transport. Gene Ontology annotation, cellular component: vacuolar proton-transporting V-type ATPase complex. NCBI's taxonomy places the organism in Eukaryota, Viridiplantae, Streptophyta, Magnoliopsida, Asparagales, Asparagaceae. Gene Ontology annotation, molecular function: proton-transporting ATPase activity, rotational mechanism. The record is from RefSeq and is a predicted model, not a curated record. Bases 1343 to 1609 code for a protein of 88 amino acids. The transcript is spliced from 3 exons.